GUCCCGUUCGCUUGGCGCCAUCGCGAUUGGCGUCGUCAGCUUAGAGCGUCGCGACGGCACCAGUGGUGACGACGCUAUCCAUAUUUUGAAUUUUCAUUGAUCGCUCAGUUAUCGAUCUUUCGUUUCGUUGUUUUCCUAUUCGUCGGCUGGGUAUCGCUUUAUUGAUCGGCUGAUUAUCUCUUGAUCCUGGUCAUCCUUAUUUUGUCCGGUUCCAGAUUUUUUACCGAUCGCUUUCUUAUCGACUUUUUAUAUUGAUUGUGUCAUUACAGAGCGUCUAUUAAUCGUUUGUACAUAUUUUUUUAUUGACCAUUGAAUCUUUUAUUGACCUACCGCAUCGUGUAAACGUGGUAGAGGUUGAUCUAAUUUCGUUACCGUGACUGUCAUUUCGAUGUCAUUCAUUCACAUGGUCAUAUAUCCUCUUUUCAGAUUGCUUUUUGGAACGCUUUAUCCAGCCUAUGCCUCCUACAAAGCUGUCCGAACGAAGGGUGGCAGAGAAUAUGUAAAAUGGAUGAUGUACUGGAUAGUUUUCGCUCUCUUCACGUGUAUAGAAACGUUCACAGAUAUCUUCCUUAGCUGGUUUCCUUUCUAUUAUGAAAUAAAGAUUAUUUUUGUCAUAUGGCUUUUGUCGCCAGCGACAAAGGGAUCCAGUAUUCUUUAUAGAAAAUUUGUCCAUCCUAUGCUCAGCUCAAAGGAACAAGAAAUCGAUGAAUAUAUUUCAAAGGCCAAGGAGCAGAGCUAUAAACAAGUGUUGGAUUUGGGAUCAAAAGGUGUUACAGCCCUUAUGCAAACAGCUUUGAAGUCUAUUAACCAAAUCCCGCCAGCCCUUGUAUCGUCCAGAUCUGAACCCGCUCUGUCCGACGACGUGGACACGGUAGACGCCGUUCGCGUUGUCAGACGUUCCGUAACUGUCGAACAAGUCCACGAUUUGAGCAUGUACUCCGACGAUGAUGCAGCCCCCAUGGAGGUGCCGGAAGAGAUACCUGUCAAAAAGGUGGUCAAGCGGAGGGCUGCGACUAGGAAGAUGACUAGAAAAGCUAAAGAAGUCAAGACUGAUGAGCUGAGCGAUUGAUUUUAGUUUUAAUCGGGGCGCUAUAGAGGGAGUUCUUAUUAUCCACCAUUUUGUUUCUAUACAUUAUAAAGGUGUCUUAUCUUAUUACUAUACAGGGUCCGACAGAGUAGCUUCAAAAAAUUAUAAAAAAGACAUUGGAUCUAUGGAAAGAAAUGUUUUUAAUUUCGGAGUCAGCAGUUUCUACCAUUUUAGAUUUAUUAGGUAUUGAAAAUAAUAUCAUCAAGAUGGCGGCCAUUAGCAGCAAAACACUGCUGGAAAUAACAAGAGUCCACUUUCUUAGCAAUAACAGGGUGUCAGAACGAUGUUUAAGCGGCUCCUAGAUAUUCGGAGGAAGAAGUUACAGAUACUCAAAUCUGGUGACCGUGCAGGCUAUCCCACAUCUUUAAAUGAGUCUUAGAAGCAUAUCUCUUAAAACAUUCAUUGAGUAUUGAGCUCCAUGCUGUGGGAAUCAAAAGUUCCUUAAUUCCUCAUUCUCAACAAGUUCUUCCAGUUUGGGUUGUAAAAAAUGAACACCAAAACGAAUAUGCAAAAUUCAGUCAUGGUUACUCCUCUUUAUUCGAAGUACGGGCCUAUUACAACAAAUUGUGAUACAACACACUACAUUGGCAGUUUUGGAAUGCAGUUUUCAGCUCAGUAGUGGAAGAAUUUCCGUUUCUAAACUGAACAAGUGAAUUUGGCUUGAUAUGCCCGUACUUUAGCUGUUUACAGAUUCAGGAGUCGUCACCAGCAAUGUAUUACCCCUAACGAUCGAAAUAUUGAGACAUUCUUUUCCAAACUUGCUAGAUCUAAAUUGGCGUAAACUCUUGAUUCCGAAAACAAUAUUCUGUCUAUAGAUCCAGAUGCUUUUUUAAACUGCUUUGUUAAUUCUAGCCCAUCCUGUAUAUCGUUACCGCUAGUUCGUUUAUUCUUACUUUUGCGAUGAUCCAAAGUCUACAAUCCACAAUAGCCUAAGGUGGGACUCUGUUAAAUCUCAGUUUGAACAGCAAAAUUAUUAUCAACUUGUCAAAAUCAACGAAAAAUUCGACAAAACUUUCAAUCACUCGCAACUAUGAUACGAGCUUUGUCCAGAAAAUACGUAUAAAGGUGAAAUCAUAACUGUAUUUUACAGUUUCAAUAUGGUCUCCUUCAAAGUAACCCUCCUGAGACAAGAUGCACUUCUGCCAACGCCGUUUCCACUGCUGAUACGAUUGCGGAAAGUCUUCAAGUGUGAGGCUGUUCAUUUGCCGUGUCGUUUCUGCAUUGAUGGCUUCCACAUCCCCCAAGUGCCACCCCCGAAGCACCAUUUUCCAUUUUGGGAACAUGAAGAAGUCGCAAAGGGCUAAAUCGGGUGAAUAAGGCAAGUGAUUGAGAUUCGGGCCAAAAACUCACCCAUAACGAAAGACGUGUGAGCAGGCGCGUUGUCGUGAUGAAGAAUCCACCUGCCUCCUUGUGCCAAAUCCGGUCGAACUCGGUCCACACGAGAUCUGACACGACGCCAGGCUUCAAUGUUUUUCGAUCACUGUCUGGCCGGGAGGGACAAAUUCCUGGUGAACAAUGCCCCGAGAAUCAAAGAAAACCAUCAACAUUGUUUUCACAUUGGACCUCGAUUUUUUCGACGUUUUUAUUGAUUGCCCUGCUUGCUUCCACUCCAUGCUUUGAGAUUUCAGAACCAAGACUCGUCUCCAGUGAUGACCCGGUUGAGAAAGUCCCCCCUUUCCUCUGCUUCCAACCAAUCCUCACAGCAAGCAACCUGCCUCGCUUUCGGUUCUGAAGUCAAGAGCUUCAAGUUUUUCUGUCAGAAUGUCUGGACGACUUUUGGCAAUUGAUAGUUUCUCAGCUAUCAUUCUAACUGCCAAUCGACGGUUUUUAAGAACACAGCCCCUAAUUCGUUGAAGGUUUCCUUCAGAGCUCAAUGUGGAGGGGCGUCCUGAGCGUUGGUCUUCUUUCACCUCUUCUCGGCCUUCCCGAAAGAUUUUCAACCACUUCAGAAAAUUGUCUCUGUAAACUUGUUCCAAACACUCAAAAAUCUCACGACCAUUCUUGUCUAGCUUUGCAAGAAACUUGAUGUUGAUGCGCCGUUCCUCGAUCAGAAAGUGGGGUUGCAUAGAGAGUGGGAACUACCACACCACCCCUUCACAACGCCCUGACACGACUCCCCGAAUUUUUUAUGCGUUUUUUCCGAAUAAACCUCGUAUAACGUAUACCAUAUAACACAUCAUAUAACUUCGGUCUGACAGUAACUGUAAUCUGAACGAUGGUCCAACUUGGCCAUUCCAAAUUCAUAGCACCAACAGCACCUUUAACGGAUAUUGUUUUCAUACCCUCAUCUCCACACAUUGUCCGAGCUUAUAGGUAUUGGGUCAUAUCGUUUACCGAUGACAUGAAACACCAGCAGCUGUCACUUGUAGCUCGAAUGGUGGACGAUAGUCCUCUAUAGUGCUUCAGUUUUUACAUUUUUGUUGGUCAGAACUAAGUGUUAAAUAAUGAGAUACUGUUCCUAUUGUGUUAACCAAAAAAUGUUUGACAAGACUCGUAUGACCAAAUCGUAAGAUCUCAUUAUUUAACAUUGAUUUUAGCUAGUUUUUGAAUUUUGUAUGUCGUUAACGCAGAAAUUUGAGGUAGCGGAUCAGAUAUUGACAAAACAAAAGCCAUAGAUGGCAUCGAAAUUCUAUGACAGAAAUAUAUCAGUAUCUCUACCAACAAUGCUGAUGAAAACAAUGACAAGUAUAUCAAAUAAUAUUUCUGAAAUGCUUUUAUCUAAAAUCGUCUUCAUAAAUAUAAUGUAUAUAUACUUGUUCGUAUUUUUUCAUGAACAUUAUGGGCUGGAUUACUCGAGAGUAUCAUAUUUUUUAAUGCUUAUAUCCUCGAAUUUCUGUGAUAUGUAUAAUGUACUGUCUAGUUGAUGUUUGUCAGGUUUUCGGAUAACAAAAAAAGGUGCAGUGGUUUUAAUCCACAUUGAAGAAAUCAGAGCAAAUCUCAGAAUUUGUCUUGGAACAUUUUCCUUGUUAGUAGAUUCAGUAAAGAUCAAAUGAAACUUCUGAAGCACUAAAUAGUGUUUGGAAAGGUCAAAUCUAUCGGAAAAUAAGUUGAAAUCUCGAAUAUAUACAAUUAAAUUGUUUAUUGGGAAUUGGCAAAACUUGAAGCUUAGUGGACUCUUUUGACGGCAAUCUCGAGCUUUCGACAAACUAUGUUGUCAUCUUCAGGAGCUAAAACACGAUUAUGAAAAUAGCAACCAAUUUGGAACAGAUUUAAAUUUUCGAAUCGCUUACUCGUCGGUGAGGUUGCAGCUAAAUAGUGUUUUAAAAUGAAAGCGUGGACACCAUUUAGCGGCAAUCUCACCGUCGAGUAAGUAAUUUGAAAGUUUAAAUCUGCUCUAAAUUGGUUGCUAUUUUCAUAAUUGUGUUUUAGCUCCUGAAGAUUACAACAUAGUUUGUCGAAAGCUCGAGAUUACCGUCAAACGGGUUCACUAAGCUUUAUGUUUUACCAGUUCCCAAUAAACAAUUUAAUUGUAUUUUUGCCCAACUUUCAAUAAAAUCUUUAAUAUUGGGUUAUACCUUACGGUGAGCAUUCAUGAUAACCUUAUAAAUACCUAUGAUUCGAUUGAUAUGAUAUUUUCAAACGAAACAAAGUGCGGAAGUAAACUUUUGAAGUGCCUUUAUCUUGAAUAAAUAACCGUUAGCAUUCGUAGAUCGGAUGAUAACUUUCACAUACACCUUACACGAAAACUUCGGCAGCAUACUUUAAUUUGAGACUGUCAGAGACACCACAUUUUGAAGCAUUUUAAUGUCUAGACUAUGGCUUUUUCAUUAAAAACCUAUGAUCUGGACUAUGUUUUUAUUAAUCAGAACAUAUGUAAUGACAAAUGUCAGUGCGUCGAAAAUGUUGUAUUGGAUUCUCUUUUAACAAAAUGUUUACGUUAGUUUUUUAUAUUUUUAAUAUCGUUACCGUUUUUGCACUUUUUAUAUACCUACUGUAAGAAAUAUUUAGCAAAAAUCUCAUUUGAGGUGAAAUACGUUGUGAUCUGUUUUUCUAAAUGAAUAUACUUAAAGUUAAGGCCAAC
This is a messenger RNA of Acanthoscelides obtectus, 5108 nucleotides long. Lineage: Eukaryota; Metazoa; Arthropoda; Insecta; Coleoptera; Chrysomelidae. The record is from the annotation of a GenBank genome assembly.